This is a messenger RNA of Cucurbita moschata (crookneck pumpkin), 1685 nucleotides long. RefSeq names its product dol-P-Man:Man(5)GlcNAc(2)-PP-Dol alpha-1,3-mannosyltransferase. Gene Ontology annotation, molecular function: dol-P-Man:Man(5)GlcNAc(2)-PP-Dol alpha-1,3-mannosyltransferase activity. The transcript is spliced from 13 exons. Bases 80 to 1354 code for a protein of 424 amino acids. The record is from RefSeq and is a predicted model, not a curated record. Gene Ontology annotation, cellular component: endoplasmic reticulum. Lineage: Eukaryota; Viridiplantae; Streptophyta; Magnoliopsida; Cucurbitales; Cucurbitaceae.
UGCUUCUCGGACCAGCGCCGUGUACGUCAACAGACUUGCAGGUCUGGGGACGGAGGGCAGCUCGACGACGGGGAAGGCCAUGGCUGCGAAAUCGGCGAAACCUCCGCGAAAAUUAGCAAAUUCCCGCCACAAUUAUUGUCGAAAUCCGAAGCUCGCAUUUGCGUUAUGUUUGAUCUUGGCCGAUGCUAUCCUCGUUGCCCUUAUCAUCGCAUAUGUACCCUAUACUAAAAUUGAUUGGGACGCUUACAUGUCGCAAGUAAGUGGUUUUUUGGGAGGGGAGAGAGAUUACAGCAAAUUGCAAGGAGACACUGGACCUCUAGUUUAUCCUGCUGGGUUUUUGUACAUUUAUUCUGCCAUACAGCAUGUCACUGGAGGAGAGGUCUAUCCAGCUCAGAUUCUUUUUGGUGUCUUGUACAUUAUAAAUCUGGGAAUUGUCUUAUUUAUCUAUGCGAAGACGGAUGCGCUUCCAUUCUGGUCUUUUUGCUUACUCUCCCUCUCCAAACGAGUGCACUCGAUCUUUGUGCUCCGACUCUUCAAUGAUUGCUUUGCCAUGACUCUUCUUCAUGCUGCAUUGGCCUUAGUUCUUUUACGAAGGUGGAACCUUGGAUUAAUCAUCUUCAGUUUUGCUGUUUCCAUAAAGAUGAACAUUCUUCUAUAUGCCCCACCUUUGUUACUUCUGAUGUUAAAGGCUAUGGAUAUCGGUGGAGUGAUAACGGCUUUAGCUGGGGCAGCUCUUGUGCAGAUUCUUUUGGCGCUUCCUUUUAUAGUUUCACAUCCAUUUGAAUACAUAUCAAAAGCUUUCAAUCUUGGGCGCGUCUUCAUCCACUUUUGGUCCGUUAACUUCAAGUUCGUCCCCGAGCCAAUAUUUGUGUCAAAACAGUUUGCUGUGUUGUUGCUGAUUACUCACUUGAUAUUGUUGGCAGUUUUUGCUCAUUACAAGUGGUGCAAGCAUGAAGGUGGGCUUUUGAACUUCAUCAAUUCAUGGUUUCUCUCUAUUAAACUUAGAUUUCCCAAUAACAAGUCAUCCUUCAAAUUACUUAAGGAAGAACAUGUCGUAACAGCGAUGUUUGUCGGGAAUUUCAUCGGUAUUUUGUGUGCUCGAUCAUUGCAUUAUCAGUUCUAUUCAUGGUAUUUCUUUUCCCUUCCAUAUCUGUUGUGGAGGACGCCGUUUCCUACAUUAUUACGUUUGGUUCUGUUUGCAGGGAUAGAGUUUUGUUGGAAUGUCUAUCCUUCUAAUAUGUAUUCCUCCAUCUCGCUUCUAAGUCUUCACCUAAUUUUGCUCUGGGGUUUGUGGUGUGGACCAGCAGAGCAUCCUUAUGUUCACAGCGAAGCAUCAGAUAGGAAACAAAAUUAAAAAAUACAAGCUCUUCAUCUGUGUAUCAUUACCAUUAGACUGAAUUGCAUAUGUUUACAUUUUCCAUAUUUGAUUUUCAGCUAACUUUCUCGUGUUACUUUCAUCCCGGGAAUCGUUUGAUACCGUGGGGGAACGUGAUCAGGUCAACUUCGGGGUGUCGAGCAUCAAAUUUUAGGCUAAUUUAGUUCGAGUUUUUGCCCUCUGUUAUUGUCAUCUUGGAAAUGGACACACCCUUGAAAGCUGCUGUCUUUACUUGUAUUGCGACUACUUUUGUAACACAAUUUGAUGCAACUCUUGAUCCACACAAUUUGAUGUAACUCUUGAUCCUGAA